UGUUACUGUAAAUUGUUUAUUGCAAAAAUUCUGCAAAAGAGAACAAAUAUCCAAGAGUUCAAGUGUGCAAAAUGUGUUAGAUGUUUAAGUUGCUGACUAAUACUGGGCGGAAGGUAAUCAGUUGGAAUCCCUGCAAGAAACGAUGUUGCCGCCGAGGGAAAAUGUUGACCUGGAGUGCUUUAUGGUGACAAAGCACUCAUGGAAGGGCAGAUACAAACGCAUCCUCUCUAUCGGCACGGCCGGCAUAUCCACCUACAAUCCGGACAAGCUCGACCUGACCAACCGAUGGUCCUACUCGGACAUAGUGGAAGCAGCACCCUCCAAGACCUCAAAUAUACCCAAUGACUUUGUGGUGACCAUCAAGAAAGAUAAGAAACUGGAUACCAUCAAGUUGUCGUCGGAACACCGCAACGACAUACUCACCUCGAUAUUGAAAUACUACAAGGAGUUUGCAGACAAGCCCAAAAAUGCUCAGCGCUUCAGUGCUUACAAGUACCACUGGUCAGGGAUCAGCCUACCCACUGUGCUGGAGGUCACGCCCUGCUCACUGGACCAGCUAGAUCCCACCACCAACGACGUACUGGCCAGCUAUAUGUAUAAGGAUAUCGAGGGAAUAAUAGCAGGCAUCUCGGACUAUGAAGGAGGCAUUGUGAUGGCCUACGGCGGAUUCAGUCGUCUGCAUCUGUUUAAAGCGCUAAAUCACCACGAGAUCGUUCAGAAUAUAAAGCAGAGAUCGGCUCAGUUUUUGGGAAUCGAAAUCAAAAUACUCAGGAGUCAGAUCACGCUAGAGCAGUUCGAGAGGCAGCGUUUUGGCAAGUUCAGCGGAGACCAAUUUCAAACUUCGUCGACCGAGUUUUCCGUGCAGAAGAUAACGCCCCGCCAUCCAGAUCCGGUAAAGCGCAUUCUUUGUCUCACCGAGGUAACUCUGCUGGAGCGGGAUCCUCAAACCUAUAGCGUCUGUACUCUGCGUCCCCUCACCGAUGUGUUCGCUCUGGUUCGCGACAAAGACAAUCUGCAGCGAUUUAGCAUCGAGUACAAGAAUGGAAUCGUGCGUAGCUAUAGUACCAACGAUCGGGACUCCUUAUUGGCUACUCUGCUAGAUGCUGUGCGCUCUAGUGGCAAUCAAGAUGUCCAUGUCCGCAUUGGUAACACGCCGCGAGGCAAGCGGUAUGUGCCUCUGAGUAGCUCCGUAGACGAGGAGACAGAGGCGAACUUGAUGCGCAUGGUCAUCAAUAAUUUCCAAAAUCCAUCAAAGCGGUAUGAGAUCCUGGAACGAUUCAAUGCCAAUGUACCUCACAGUGGCCUUAACUACAGUGUUACCCAGGAUAGCUUGUUUGCUGAAAACAAAGAUAAACUUAUCCUAAGUGCCCUACAGGCUUUGGCGCAAAAAGAGUUAGACAGUCCCACGGCUCAGUUAAGCAACCUCGAGCUGGAGGCUAUAUUCCAUGCCCUUACGCGUCUACUUGCCAGCAAAGUGGGCUAUGCAGCCUUUACCAAUCUCACGGGGUUUCGCGAGAUCAUCGGUACAAAGGUGGUGGCCGCUCUUAGGCGGAAGGAUUUGGCUGUGACAUAUUCUGCCAUUGACAUGAUCAACUCCUUAAUGCAUUCUGUGAAUUCUGACCAUGACUUGAAGCAAGAGCAACUAAACAAGUCAUCCAUUUUGUCCUCUAAAUCGUUUCUGGAAACAUUGCUAAAUAUGUGGACAACGCAUGUGAGCCAUGGAAGUGGUGCUCUGGUACUGUCAGCCAUGCUAGAUUUCAUGACGUUUGCAUUGUGCGUGCCUUACAGCGAGACCACCGACGGCAAGCAGUUCGAUAUUCUCCUGGAACUGGUCGCUGAUCGUGGUCGCUAUCUGUACAAACUGUUUCAGCAUCCCUCGCUGGCUAUCGUGAAAGGAGCUGGAUUGGUGCUCCGCGCCAUUAUUGAGGAAGGUGAACUUCAAGUGGCCCAGCAAAUGCAGGCCUUGGCUCUAGAUGAGGCGGCGCUUUGUCGGCAUCUACUGGUGGCCCUGUAUACGCCCUCCAAUGAUCCCACACAGACCACGCAACGUCAGUUGUCGCGACAUUUGAUCGGACUGUGGUUAACAGACAGCGAAGAGGCCAUGGAGCUCUUCAAACGUAUCUUCCCCGCUGGCCUGUUAACCUUCUUGGAAUCGGAGGAAUCGGUUCCAGAGUCAGACUUGGAGGAAGACAAAUUAAAUUUCCGUGACAAUCUCAAAUUUGCAAUACAACAUUCCAACAAAACUCGCAAGAAUGUGAUAGAGAAGCAUUUACAAGGCAUCAAGCAUUGGGGAAUGAACCUCAUAGAGAAGCAGGAUGGAGCAGCUCAGGCAUUAAAAAAUCGACCUGUAGUUCUAAGAAAUAGGCGCCAGAAGAAAAAGACAUCUGAUGUCGUUGUGAAUCUGCCUUUCUUUUUUUACAGCUUUGCCAAAGAUCACAGUUUGCCUAAUUUAAUAUGGAAUCAUAAGACCCGCGAGGAGCUGCGUAUGUGUCUGGAAAACGAGCUGCGGCAGUUCCUCAACGAUCGUGACUUGGCUGGCCAGAUGAUUGUGGCUUGGAAUUAUCAGGAAUUCGAAGUGGGCUACCAAUGCCUAGCUGAUGAAAUCAAAAUUGGUGACUACUACAUUCGCUUGAUACUGGAGAAGGACGACUGGCCGCAAAAUCUUGUGAAGGAUCCGAUUGAACUGUUCAAUGCCCUGUAUCGACGGGUUUUGUGUCGGCAGCGCGUAAAUGAUGACCAGAUGACUGUGUUUUCAUUGCAAGCUUUGGCUAAAGUUUAUCGUCGAUACCACGCUGAGAUUGGCAAAUUCAACGAUAUGUCGUACAUCCUGCAGCUCAGCGAUAGGUGUCUGUCACCCUCCAUGCGUGAUGCCCUGAUCAAUCUUAUUUCUUGCCUUGUGCUGGAAAAAUCCAACAGUCGAGCACUUGUCGAUCAUGUGCAGUGCCUAGUGGAUCUCAUUACUCUAGCCCAUCUACACAAAGGACGGGCUCAGCUCAAUACCAAAACGAAUGUGAUUGAAGCAGGGCCUAAUAUGGCUGUUUACGAAGAGAAGGAUUGGUACUACAACAUCGAGAAGGACGGCCAGAAGCCAGAGCGUCAGGGACCUAUCACUUAUUCGGAGCUCAAGGAACUUUGGCAGAAGGGGCUAAUAACGCCGAAGACACGUUGCUGGGCCAUUGGCAUGGAUGGUUGGCGAUCGCUGCAGCAGAUUCCGCAGCUAAAGUGGUGCCUCAUAGCCAAAGGCACACCACUCUACGACGAGACUGAGCUGUCUUCAAAGAUCUUGGACAUACUGAUCAAAUGCACUAGCUUCUUUCCAAGUCGUACUCAGAACGGAGAGGCAGUGCUCAUCCCAGGUCCAAAGUUGUCCCGAAAACUUUCGGAGUUCAUCUGCCUACCCCAUGUGGUACAAGUUUGCCUCACCCACGAUCCUGGAUUGCUGGAGCGCGUAGCAACGUUGCUCUAUCAAAUUAUGGAAGACAAUCCGGAAAUGCCCAAGGUCUACCUUACGGGUGUUUUUUACUUCAUGCUCAUGUAUACUGGCAGCAACAUUCUGCCCAUCACCCGAUUCCUAAAGAUGACGCAUAUGAAGCAAGGAUUCCGCAGCGAGGAGACCUCUCAAUCUGGUAUUAUGCAUCGCAGCAUCCUAGGUCAGUUGCUGCCCGAGGCUAUGGUUUGUUUCCUGGAAAACUACAGCGCAGAAAAAUUUGCCGAGAUCUUCCUCGGCGAAUUCGACACGCCCGAGGUUAUAUGGAGCUCAGAGAUGCGACGUCUUCUUAUAGAAAAGAUCGCCGCCCACAUAGCGGACUUUACGCCUAGGCUUCGGGGUCACACAAUGGCAAGGUAUCCUUACUUGGCCAUUCCAGUCAUCAGCUAUCCACAGCUGGAGAAUGAGCUUUUCUGUCACAUCUACUACCUGCGUCACCUGUGCGACACCCAAAAGUUCCCCAACUGGCCCAUCUCGGAUCCGGUGCAGCUCCUAAAGCACACUCUCGACGCUUGGCGCAAGGAGGUGGAGAAGAAGCCUCCUCAGAUGACAAUCCAACAGGCUUACCAGGACCUAGGCAUCGACCUUACCAAGACCCCGAAGCCAGACGAGUCUAUGAUUCGUAAAAGCUACUAUAAGCUGGCCCAGAUGUAUCACCCCGACAAGAAUCCCAAUGGGCGCGAGAUAUUUGAGAAAGUGAAUCAGGCCUAUGAGUUCCUUUGCUCGCGCAAUGUAUGGAGUUCAGGUGGGCCAGAUCCCAAUAAUAUUGUGCUUAUACUUCGCACACAGAGCAUCCUUUUCGAACGUUACCCGGAUGUCUUGCGACCUUACAAAUAUGCUGGCUAUCCACAACUUAUUAAGACCAUUCGUCUGGAGACUCGGGACGAUGAGCUGUUCUCGAAAGAGGCUCAACUGUUGACCGCUGCGUCUGAGUUGUGUUACCACACUGUGCACUGCUCUGCCUUAAAUGCUGAGGAGCUGCGGAGAGAAGAGGGUAUUGAAGCGCUUCUGGAAGCUUAUACCCGUUGUGUCUCAAUUCUCGGUGUGGACUCUAAGCCGGACUCUCUUCACUACCAGGUCAUAUCAAACGUGACGCGUUGCUUCGAAGUUGCCUGUAACUUCGAAAAGUGCAAGCAGAAAAUUAUUCAGCUGCCGCAAUUGCUUUCUGACGUGUGUCGUGUGGUAUAUUUUAAGCACACGCUCUCGGUGAGUCUGGUGACCAGUUUGGCAGCUAAUAACUAUGACCUGCAAUGCCAAUUAUCACGGAAUGGUGUACUCUGGUCCCUGCUACUAUUCAUCUUCGAAUACGACUACACGCUGGAUGAGAGCGGGGUAGAGGUGAGCGACAAGUCCAACCAGCAACAGCUGGCCAACAACCUGGCAAAGAUGGCCGUCCUUGGGUGCAUCUCCUUGGCUGGUUAUAGCAUGGAGCUGAGACAGAAACCGAUAACGGGAAGCGAGGCGAACUCGCCCGCGGCCAAGGCGCCACCAGCCAUCAAACCUAAGCCAACGGUGACCUCUGCUUCAAGUUCAACGUACACCCAGAACGCCCACAAUCCGCUGCAAAGCAAACAACUUGCUAUCACGAGCGGAAAGGAAAAGGAACCUGACACUUCCUCUGGGAGCAGCGACACCUCCAGUUCCACGCCCACCGACAGUGAGCAACAGCAGCAAUUGACAAAGAGCAGUACCAGUGCCAUUCAGCAAAAGUACAUUGUGACGGGGGAGGCGAAGAACUCGCUGAUCAAGCAGGUUCUCGAUCGCCUUCUCACACGUUAUAUUGCUAACCAGUUGGCAACGGCUCGCGAUAGCGACGUGCUCAAGCUGCUCACAGCUAACACCCGCAAUCCCUACCUCAUCUGGGACAAUGGCACCCGCGCUCAGCUUAAGGAUUUCCUUGAACAGCAGCGAACAGCAUCAGCCAAGGAGACGCACGAAGACAUUUCCCAGGUCUCCGAGCUAGUUUCCGGCUUUGAGUUCGAUGCACACAAAGACGAGCUGCAGAUCGGCGGAAUAUUCAUUCGGAUCUACAAUGAUAUGCCCACCCAUCCAAUUGCUCAUCCGAAACUCUUUAUCAUAGACUUGCUGGAGUACCUAAAGCACUCCUUUCAGUUUCUGCAAUACAAAAAGAAUCCGGCAUCAUCUACCGCUGCCGUUAGCAGUACACCUAAAAUGGGUAAUGAUGGCAUCCUAACACCCACUCUAGCUCCCAAUCAUCCCCAGUUGCAGCAGGCUUCGACGGGCAAAGCCGGCAGUACUUUCGACGAGGUUCUUACUGCUUACAAUCGUUCCAAGAGUCGGAAAAAGCUUGAGACGGAUGCACAGACAGAACAGCAGUUGGCAUUACAGCAAAGCAAAUACGACUUUGGCAGCGAUGGAAAACUUGAGCAGCACAUCACAAUGGUGCUAAAGGCAUUGAUAGCAGUGAUCAAGGCAAAUGCCGAGGUGGAGAUCCAGUGCAUCGGAAACUUUGAUAUGAUCUUUGGUUUCUUGGCCAGCAACAUAUUCACCGAUAAUUCUACUGUAAAAACGGUGGCUUUAGAGGUGGUUUCUCUGGUUUCGCGAAACAAGGAGUGCGUCUCGGAGGUGGCAGCUUGUGAGAUCUUGGGCAACUAUUUGGUGGCCCUUAAAGACCCAGAACUUCGUGCCAGCCAAGUGAAAGUGCUGGAGACUCUUUCAGGACUAAUGAACGUGCAAGAGAUGAUUAAGGAAGCCCAGACCAAAGGCGCCACCAUCUAUCUACUUGACCUUUUCUGCAACUCCCGAAAUCCGCAGAUCCGUGAAAUGUGUGCCAGUGUUCUGGCCAAGAUGACGGCAGAUCGCCUGAGCGGUCCAAAGGUUCGGAUAACGAUAUCGAAAUUCUUGCCAGCUCUAUUCAUCGACGCUAUGGUGGAGUCGCCUCCCACGUCUGUGCAGCUUUUCGAGUCUAUACACGAGCAUCCAGAGCUUAUUUGGAACGACAGCACGCGAUCGAAUGUCUGUGAUGCUGUGGCAGACACGUGCCAAAGAUUCUAUCAGCUGCAAAAGGCAAAUCCCCGCCAUGUGUGGAAGGAUCCGGAAAUUCUUAAAGACAUUGUAUCCAAUGAAAUCGUUGUGGCAGGCGUUUACCUCAGACUAUUUGUCAGCAAUCCCGCUUGGACACUUCGCAAGCCCAAGCAAUUCCUCUCCGACCUCCUGGACUUUGUCGUAGAACAGAUCGGCAAAAGUUCCUCCGAGCAAGAUGUACUGGACCUGUCUACCACGGCGCUAGUGGAGCUUCUACGGUCGCAGCCCAACUUGGCAGACGACAUCCCAGUGCUUGGACAUAUACCGAAACUGUUCAACCUGCUCUCGGUGCAGCCAAAGAACACGCUAUCAGUAUUACAUCAGCUUUCGCUGUCUGAGUUCUGCGUGAGUGCCAUCUCACAGACGGAAUGUGUAGCGCCAUUAAAGAAGUGCAUGGAGCACAAUAGGGAUUGCAUCGAAAAGGCCUGUGAAGCACUGAGUCGUCUUUUUAAACACCAGCAUGACUCAUUGAUCAGCCAAUCGCUGGAGGUGGGACUUAUACCAUUUUUGCUGGGGCUGCUUGACAGCCGUCUGGAGUUCGUGGACAAUCCAUCAGCUGUUAAGGCGCAAAUUGUAGCGGCACUUAAAGGCAUGACGCACAAUCUUAAUUACGGCGAUCGAGUCACGCAAAUUUUGCUCAAACAUCCCGUAUGGGCCGAGUUUAAGGACCAACGUCAUGAUCUAUUUAUUGCCGAUACCAGUGUUCGUGGCUAUCUGACAGGUGUCAAUCCGACGGCUGGUUACCUGACGGCGGGUCCUGCGCAAAGCGUCGAAGUUCUUACCUCACCGCCUCCCAUCGAUCGCGACGAUCCUUCGGCCCGUCCACCCAUCGAUUAGCGAUUCGUUACUCGCCGGACCAAAGCUAAAGCUUAGGCUGGCAUUAAGGUUGAAGGCGCAAUCAAAUAGCCUUAGAUUGCCACGGAAUCUGACAUAUGGAUAAACGAACACGGACUUGCACGGGUUUUACCCAAAUUAUUGUAUUAAACUUUUUCAUAAUUUUUACACUCGCAGCCAAUUGUACGUAGCGUGGAAAGGGCAGGCGUGGCUAUCGUCAGCCAACAUAUUAAACUGUAACAAAGUUUCAUUUUUUAUAUUUAUAAAAAAUUGUAUAAAUAAUUAGUUAUUAGUUUAUACACCGAACAUAAACCUAACUAGAGCAUGCAUAAAGUGAUUAUACAUAUUAUGGAAUAAAGCCGAUUCAUUACAAA
This is a messenger RNA of Drosophila eugracilis, 7740 nucleotides long. RefSeq names its product dnaJ homolog subfamily C member 13 (gene Rme-8). The coding region runs from base 143 to 7369 and encodes 2408 amino acids. The transcript is spliced from 22 exons. The record is from RefSeq and is a predicted model, not a curated record. Gene Ontology annotation, cellular component: endosome membrane. Gene Ontology annotation, biological process: regulation of early endosome to late endosome transport; endosome organization; receptor-mediated endocytosis. NCBI's taxonomy places the organism in Eukaryota, Metazoa, Arthropoda, Insecta, Diptera, Drosophilidae.